AUGGCGUCCGAGCCCCUGCUCAAGGCUGAUCCUGGCAAACGGCCGACCAAGCCAUUUGACGGCUUCGUUGCGCGGCCUGGCGGCAAGGUCACCGACAAGCCCCACCUCAUCAACGCCUGGUCGCUGGCUCACGCGUCCAACCUGGCGUACGAGAACGAGGAGACGGUGAAGAAGACCUGCAAGGAAUGGGGCUUCAAGUUUGUCAAGUGCUUCGGCUACGCGGGCCACGUGGGCUUCGACACGGAAUGCUUCGUGGCGGCCAACGACGAGAUCGUGGUCGUGUCCUUCCGCGGCACCGAGCCCACCAGCUGGCGGGACUGGGUCAGCGACCUGAACGCCAUGAAGAGCAGGACGGGGCCGUUCAACUCCCACGUGCACCAGGGAUUCCUCAACUGCCUGAUCAAGAAUGGCACCAUGGACGAGCGCAGCACGUGCAUGAAGGACGAGGUGGUCAAGGAGGCGAAGAAGCUCCUGGGCGACCGAGCGCUGUACAUUACGGGCCAUAGCCUUGGCGCCGCGCUGGCCACCCUCUGCACGGCGUUCUGCCUGGACACGGGCCACAUCGCGGUGGAGGGCCUGUACACGUUUGGCUCGCCCCGCGUGGGCACCCACCGGUUCGCGAAAGUCAUGAUGAAGAAGUCCGGCGGAAAAAUCUACCGCUUCGUGAACAAGGAGGACAUUGUGGCCCGCGUGCCCAAAAUCCUGUACCACCACGUCGGCAACUGGUGGUACCUGGGGGGCAAGGACCAGCGCCUGACCAAGAACCCGGGCUUCUGCCAGCUGUUCAGGGACUGGAUAUGCAUCGACUGGGACUGGUUCCCGGACUGCGUGGCGGACCACAGCAUCGAGAACGGGUACAUCGUGGGGCUGCAGAAGAACAUCGACGCCAGGUACGGCAAGCCUCCAGCCAGCUGA
This is a messenger RNA of Ostreobium quekettii, 915 nucleotides long. Lineage: Eukaryota; Viridiplantae; Chlorophyta; Ulvophyceae; Bryopsidales; Ostreobiaceae. The record is from the annotation of a GenBank genome assembly.